CCCAAUGUUGUUUUGAUUUCCUGCCUUGUCCUCACUACAGGCCCCCUCGGCAGCAAACUUUGGAGGCAUGGUCAACUUUGGCACCAGGACGUGUUAAGCGUCGCGCAGCCCGCCUGCUGAGCACGGCGACAGGACGGCUUGUAGUUGAAGUAAUGUCGCCCCCACACCGCUCGGCUGGUCCCGUACGUCAGGCCCCUGCAUGCGCAUCUCCACAAUGGCAGACAGGCAGGCGGGCCGAACGACCCCAACUGCCUCGACUCAAUUGCAAUUUGCAAGUCUCGGCACGCUGACGAUCCGGGCAACACGCGCAAGUCACGGUUGUGGUCGCGCCAUGCGCCUUCCUCGCACCUCCUCCACCCUGAGGAGACUUUUGCUCGAUUCGAGUGUCAUUUACACGCCACCAUGUACAGCUCUUUACCAGCUCACGACGAGACGCCGGCCAUGGGCGGCGCAUCAGUGGCGGUUCGCGUCCAACGACCCCAAGGGCACUGGCAAGGAAGGAGACCCGUACAAGGUCCUCGGCGUGCCCCGAGAUGCCUCUCAAAAAGACAUUCAAAAGGCCUACUACAACAAGGCGAAGAAGCUCCACCCCGACGCGUCCAAGGAAGAUAGAGCCGAAUUCCAGGAUCUCGUAGCGGCUUACGAAAAAAUAAAAACCCCUGAAGCGAGAAAGAUCCAUGAUGCCGAGGUCGAGCGCGAGAGAGCUGCGCGGCGAGCACAGGAUGCCGCCGCGACACCGCCACCAGCACAACCAAGCCCGAAGCCCGAGAAGAGCCAAACGUCGCCGGGAGGUCCCGCAAAGCCCGUCAGUCGAGCAUCCUCGAGUUUGAUGAAGAGGUAUCAAAGAGCAAAGCAAGAGGCAGAGGCCCGAAAAGAGAAGGAACUGGAAGCUAAAAGGGCGGCUCAGAGAGAGAGGGACUUGGCCGCUCGGAGAAGGAGGGACUUGGCCGCUCAGAAGCAAAGGGAUAUGCUCGAAAGGCAGGAUCGUGAACGGCGUGGCCGGGAGGCAGCUCUCAGAGCCAGCGACAAGCCCAAGGAGCCGGACCAAACAGGAGCUGCGAGGGGCAAUACAACGUCGCCUGCAAAUAAGGCCAAGACCGAGCCGUUAAGAGUCGCAAUAUUCGGCGUCGGAGCUGGAGCUUCCAUUGAAGGUGUGAUAGAGGCUCUUGCCCUCUCCGCGGUUGGAUCAUUAGCCCGAAUCCAGAUUUCGCCGACCGGAACGGCCAAGCUCGACUUCUUCACCGCCGAUGCCGCUCGCAAGGUGCAUCAAGUGUCCAGACAGGACAGGUUCAUCGUCAACGGGAACAAGGUUCGGGGUAUGACCCUGCAUAUCUCUGCACUCCCUAUUCCACAGGACCCAACUGCCUCACGGGUCCUGGUGGUCACGGAUCCUCGUGACGACAAGAUGCCCGACAUGGACUCGCGUACUGUGAGAGACAUUCUGCGCCGGGAAGGCCACAACUGUCCUUGGGUCAAAGUCAGACGCUUAUCACGGACAAGAGUUGAAUUCCACUUCAGCUCCUUUAGGGAGGCUGAAAAAGCCGGACAGAUUUUGCACAACUUGAUCCCUGGCAUCCAGAUCAGGUACGGGAUCGAUCCGGCAACGGGCAGGGAGGAACCGGGGUCUUCCUUUCUGAGAUGGAUUGCUACAGGCGAGGACCUACCGAAGACGGCGUUCUAUGGGGGUUUGCGUGGCUUCUUCUUUUCAGCUAUGACUGCCUGCUUCUAUUUGCUGGGCAACGAAUACCUUAAGUCUUUGUUCAGAGCCAGGCUUCACGGUCAACGCUUCUUUGAUAUGACGAUAUGGGUCCGGUGGGUGGAGAGCUCGCAAUGGACCAUCGGGUGUGUUCCAAGUGGGGCAUCCAGAUGUCGUUGCUCGGCGAUCUUCGUCUGAUGACAUACUGUAAUUCGUUGUCUGGCAGGGGACUGCACAUGUGACUUCUGGAGAAUCCAUCAUGAACACCCAUCCAGCUGUCCACUAGCCUAUAGUUUGAUAAGCUUGGUUGCAUGACUGGGCGCAAACAGCCACGGGUGAAUGAGGCAAUAGUACAUAAAGCUAGACUGGCAAAAGCCCAUAGUAUUUCUCCUUCGAGUGGAAUUGUUCAAUGGUCAACUAAUUACAGACUUGGUCAGCACAA
Molecule: messenger RNA, 2138 nt
Organism: Diaporthe batatas
Lineage: Eukaryota; Fungi; Ascomycota; Sordariomycetes; Diaporthales; Diaporthaceae
Exons: 2
Coding region: 200-1894 (564 amino acids)
Biological process (GO): protein refolding
Cellular component (GO): cytoplasm
Source: RefSeq, a predicted model, not a curated record